CUCGCAUGCUGGUCUUUCUUUUGAGAGAAGAUCGCCAGUGUUAUCCCUGCCCUUCCUCUCGUUAAUCCCAGUAUCUCUCUGUCUCUGGAUCGCCAAACUUUCGUACGAAUAUUCCCCAUCCGAGCGCUUCCUGGCUCCCUUCCAGAGUUCCCAGCGCUGGCAGUUUAAUGAGAUCCAUCCUGCCCACCCCCGUCCCGUCGAGGGGGAGGAAGAGAGACUCCUCCUUUUGUGAGUCAUUCCCGGGCAAGUUGAGAGGGGAGGCGCGCAGCCCUCACGUUCCGGGCGGCUUGGAGAAAGAAGACGGCUAAGAGCGAGCGAGCAGGGAGCCUCUUUCGCCCGGCAGGGGUUUUCCUCGCGGUCCGUAGCUCCGUCCAGCCGGGGAGUCUUCCCGCCCCACCCUCGAGCCCAGCCAUGCUUGCCCGGGCCCUCCUGCUCCUCUCCAGCCUGCUUUGCGCUUGCGGCUUCAACCUGGACGCCGAGGCGCCGACGGUGCUCCGCGGCCCCCCGGGCAGCUUCUUCGGUUUCUCGGUGGAGUUUUACUUACCAGCAGAGCAGAGUUUCAGUGUCCUUAUUGGAGCACCCAAGGCCAAAACAAAUCAGCCAAAUGUUACAGAGGGAGGUGCCGUCUACUACUGCCCUUGGCAUCUUGACACCAGCAGCUGUAUACCCAUCGAAUUUGACAGCAAAGGAUCCCGUGUGGAUGAACCAAUGGGCCAAAUGGAAUUCAAAUCCAUGCAGUGGUUUGGAGCCACAGUGAGAUCACACGGCAGCUCCAUCCUAGCCUGUGCCCCCUUGUACAGCUGGCGAACCAACAAGGAAGAACCUGAGCAGGAGGUGGUGGGCACCUGCUACCUGUCAGUCAACAACUUUACCAAGUUUGUGGAAUAUGCACCUUGCCGCUCAGACCUGAACUCAGCCCGUGGACAAGGCUACUGUCAAAGUGGAUUUAGUGCUGAAUUUACAAAGACUGGACGUGUUCUUCUUGGUGGCCCUGGAAGCUAUUUUUGGCAAGGCCAGGUGCUAUCAGCAACUCAGGAUGCCAUUGAGCAGUCCUACGACCCUGAAUAUUUAAUCCUGGAGGUGAAAGGGAAGCUCGAAACACGACAGUCUCACAUCAACGCUGACGACAGUUACCUCGGCUACUCUGUGGCUGUAGGUGAAUUCAGCGGAGACUCCACUGAAGGUACUAAUGUGUUUAGGGGAAGUAGCUUUGGUGAUGGAGACGGAGAUAAGACUGGUAUCUGGGCAUUUUUUGGAGAGUAAACUGUUCAACUGUUCAAACUGUUUACCUUGCACCUAAAGCAUCCAUUGCAUUCUGAACAAAUUAUGCAAAUCAGAUUUGUGAAGUAGUGUAUGUGUUAGGCUGACAANUGAAUUGUAGCUUUGUUGUU
Molecule: messenger RNA, 1391 nt
Organism: Varanus komodoensis (Komodo dragon)
Lineage: Eukaryota; Metazoa; Chordata; Lepidosauria; Squamata; Varanidae
Product: integrin alpha-5-like
Exons: 10
Coding region: 412-1263 (283 amino acids)
Biological process (GO): angiogenesis; cell-matrix adhesion; cell-cell adhesion
Cellular component (GO): integrin complex; external side of plasma membrane
Molecular function (GO): integrin binding
Source: RefSeq, a predicted model, not a curated record